AAGACACACCCCCAAGUUUGAUUGGUUGUUCGUUGCGUGCUUCGCCAAUGAAAAGCGAUAUCUACGAUUAAGGUGUCUUCAUUUACAACGUGGUGGCGGUAUUUAGGCAACUGUAAACACUAAUACUUAUCAAACGAAAAAAUCGCGGAGGCAGACAUGGCAACAGAAAAGCACGUGGCAUCAGUAAAAUACGAGGAAGAGCCCGAAGGAAAGUUCACGCUUAAGAAGGAAAUUGGACUUCUUAACGCGGUUACUAUCAUAGUGGGGGUCAUCGUGGGGAGCGGCAUUUUCAUCAGUCCGAAGGGGGUACUCCUGGAGGCAGGAUCCGUCGGCCUGUCACUGUCGGUAUGGGGCAUGUGUGGCAUCAUAUCACUAGUGGGAGCAUUGUGCUAUGCGGAGCUAGGGACUUGCAUUCUCAAAUCAGGCGCAGACUAUGCAUAUAUAGGGACUGCCUUCGGAAAACUGCCCGCGUUUCUGUUUCUCUGGGUUGCGUUAGUAGUAAUAAUGCCAACGGGAAAUGCCAUAACAGCACUGACGUUUGCUAAAUAUGUUCUGCAGCCAGUUUUUCCGGACUGCGAUGUCCCUUCGUCAGCUUCCAGACUGUUGGCGGCGCUUUGUAUCACGUUGUUAACAUUUGUCAACUGUACCAAUGUUCGAUGGGCAACCCGGGUCCAAGACAUAUUCACUGUGGCCAAGAUUAUUGCCCUUGUCAUGAUCAUCAUUACUGGAAUCGUCAAGUUUGUGAUGAAGGAGCAGGUUGAGAGUUUUGAGGAGCCCUGGGACGGCACCCAGACUAACCCAGGUCGUAUUGCCUUCUCCUUCUACUCCGGGCUCUUCUCAUAUGCUGGAUGGAACUAUUUGAACUUCGUAACAGAAGAACUGAAGGAUCCAUAUAAGAACCUGCCUCGUGCGAUCUGCAUCUCUAUUCCGCUUGUGACCGUGAUCUAUGUCCUUGCCAACAUUGCCUACUUCACUGUUCUCACACCGCGCGAGAUGCUCGCAUCAGACGCUGUUGCUGUGGUGUUUGCUGACAACACUUAUGGUGUCAUGUCCUGGAUUAUGCCUCUGUUUGUUGCAUGCUCUACGUUUGGUGGUGUAAACGGUGCCAUAUUCACAUCAGCAAGGUUGUAUUUUGUGGGGGCGCGAGAAGGUCAUCUCCCUGGUUUCUUGGCAACCAUCAGCACCAAGAACUAUACACCAAUGCCUGCAUUAAUAUUUGGUUGUAUUUUGACGUUGAUCAUGUUGAGUUCUGACGACAUAUUUGCUCUGAUCAACUAUGCCAGUUUUGUAGAGUCCGCCUUCAUCGCCCUUACCAUCUGUGGAUUGUUGUACAUGCGGUAUAAACUGCCCGAAAUGGAAAGGCCAAUCAAAGUGUUUUUAGGUUUCCCCAUAUUUUUCCUGGUUGUGUGCGUAUUCUUGAUCAUCAUGCCUCUCACCAACAACCCGACUGAGUGUUUGAUCGGCAUGGCGGUGGUCGCUGCCGGCAUCCCAGUGUACGUCGUCGGGGUCAUGUGGAAGACAAAACCACGCUGGUUCAAUACGCAGCAAGAUAGGCUGGCCAUUCUCACUCAGAAGGUUUGUCUCAGUGUGCGGGAAGAUCUGAAGGACGAUUAGAGGCUGCACACAAAGUAUUCAGGCUACGUACCACUAUUACAGGCCAGCCGUUGAAGACUGGGAAAUUAUGUCUCUAAUCAAUAUUUAUGUUCACUAUAUAUAUUUCAUUUACCUCUCUUCGUUUUUGUUCAUUCAUUUGAAGGUGUGAAUGUCUUAGGCAAAUUUUUGUGUUGACACUGAUGUGAACAUCAGAAAAAUUAACUGUUUGGCCAAAUGUUUAUAGAUCUUACAAUGUAUGUAGAUCAGGAAGUGUAAGUUUGUGAUCAAAUCACAAUUAAUAUAUUGCUGAAGUUUAUAUAUAUCAAAUCAUAAAUGAUAAAUUGGCAAAGUUUAUUUAUGAAAGAAUAGAAUUUCCAUGUUGUGAUUAAAUCACAAUUUAAAUACAGGUAAUAGUUGCCAGAAAAACGUUACAUGCAUGAUCAAAAAUACAGAUACAGUAUUGUUUUCACACAAGUUAAAAUUAAAAUGACAAGCAGUAGGGAUUCUGUUAAACAAGAAUUUACUUUGUUGUCAAAGAGGGUUUUGUGCUUUAUUAUCAAAUAGGUCCUGUUAUUUGUGAACUGAUAAUGUCUGAGGAAACAAGGUAUCACUCUUUGUAACAAAGAAUGGCAUGUAUAAACAGUACAAAACUUCAAAAUAAAUAUUUUAACAUAAAGUUCUUUUACAUUCUUAGAUAUGACAGAGACCAGCCAUUUUGUUUUCAAAUACUCAAGUUUUCAUACCAUUUUGAUCACAUUCUUUUUGUAUUAUUUGUGUGUAUGUUGAAAACGUCAUGAUCUGUAUUUUUAUUUGUAUGGUUCAUGCUGUUAUGGAUGCUUGUUAAUGAGUUGUAGAUGCCACUUACAAUGCAGACAUUUAGGCUUUCCUUUGAUAUUUUACUGUAAGGGUUUUGUGUUUUAUUCCAGAUGCUUACACAUAUCAUAGAGAAAAUAGAUGGAUCAGACAUGUAUUAAGUUUGUGAUGUAUUGCUUUUUCAUUUGUUUUAAGCCCAAAUCCUUCUCCUGAUUUGAAUUUAAGAAUAAGGUUACAAUGUAAGUUAUUUAAUAAUUCUUUGCUGAAAGGACAGAUAACUGAUGACAAAACUCUAAUCAGAUAUGCAUGAAUGUCUUUGUAAAUUACUUCAUUAAUUUUAUAUUUGAAAACAUUAAUUUGCAUUGUUUUACCUGUGGUCAUAUGUGUUUGUACAUAAUCCAUGCCUCACUUACAAAUUAUAAUGCAAUAUAUCCAUUAUCUUUUUGAGGCAUACCUGUUUGAUGUCUUUAAAGUAAAUUGUGUGCGUGUCAGAAUGUGUUUAGCUCACCUGAGCACACCUUGCUCAUCGUUAGCUUUUGGGAUAUAAUGAUGUCCGUCAUCCUUGUGAGUUGCCUUCCAUGCAUCUCUCAACUUGUUCUUCAAAUGACAUAACCUCCUCAGCCGUUGGGCAGAAUUUCAGGAAACAACAGGAAUGUUCCUUGGGUGGUCCUCUAUGAAGAUAAAUGAACUUAUAUCGGUCUGUUUAUUAAAUAGGUCAAGGGGCCCAAAUGUGGGUUCAAAAAAUAAAUGAAUGCUUCAGAAAUCUUCCCUUCAGGAACUGAAAAACCCAGAGGUUUAGAUUUGGCAUUAAUCAUCAUAAUAUUGCAUAAUUGUUUUUUCAAAUUAUUCCCCUUUCAUAAAUACUGGGCUUGCCUAAAGGGUUGCCAGUUUUUAAGUAGACUUCAGUAGACUUAUAUAGUGAAUACUUUUUAAAACCGUCUUGUCAAUGUCUGAAACUGCAAAGCAUUAGCCUUUCAUAUUUGGUAUGUAGCAUGGUCUAUAAGUCCUUUUACAAAGUUUGCUUACAUUAUGUCCCUGUAGUCAAAGCUGCCACCACUCCAUGAGUCACCAGUUUUACAUAGACUUAUUGAGAGAAAAUCUUUAAAAAACGUUGUUUUUUUUCUAAAAUUGCAAAGCCUUUUUUUGGUAUGUAGCAUCAUCUACAAGUUCUCUACAAAGUUUUGUUCAAAUCAUCCCCCAUGAGGUCAUGACUGACCACACCAGAGGGGUAACAUGAUUUAUAUACGUUUUAUAGGAAAAACAAUUACAAUUUCUAAACAAAUGACAUGGACCAGAAAUGUAAAUAUUGGUAGGCAACCUCAUAUAGUGGUCCUUAACUUAACUUGUUCAGUUUAUGCCCAUGUGGUCAGAAGGAGCCCUAAACCUGGGGGUCUUGAGUAUUAUACAUCUGUGCCACAGAUUCUCUAGUGAUCAUUCAUGGAUCCUUGUGGUCCUGUUGUUAGAUGCUACUGCAAGUCUGUGAUUAAUGCAUAAUACAUUUAACUGUGUACUUAAUAUUUUAGCUUUGCUUUCUCUUUAAAUGUUUUGAGCAGUGUUGUUGCUUUGUAUUUUUAUUGUCAUGCUUGUUUUGCAGAUUUUGCAUAAUUUCUAAAUUAUUGAGAGGAAUUAACCAGUUGUUUCUAUCCUUUCAGUUGAUUUUAUAAUUUUGAACAUGUAUAAAUAAUUCUUAUUUGCUAGAACACCCAGAGAAAUAUCAGUUUCUGGUGAAUAAGUUGAGUUACGUAGGUAUUUUCUCCUAUUGGGCGUUGGAAACACUUUCCUUCAAAAGGAAGUUUUAAAUCACAUCACAUUUAAUUGAAAGAUUUUACUUUUGUGUUACAUGAAACAUGUGUUAUUUGUAUUGUUGUUGAUAUUUAUAACUGUUUUGACAUUUUAUGUUAUUUUUCCAUAUUUAUUAAUGACCCAUGUUCAUGUCUGUAAAUGUUUGUUAUUUGCUGCUGUAAUAUUGAUUAUGGAGUUGAUACUUUUACUAGGGAGCCAUUAUGCUAGUUAACUUAGGAUGUAUUUAAGCAUUGACUGUCCAGUACAAGUGUUGCAGAUUACACACCAUAAUUAUUACAUUUCAUGGACUUUCAAUUAGAUAUAACCUGAUUUCCUCUUGCCUUUACCUAUGAAAUACAUCAUGCAUUAAAAAUCAGUUUUGCUCUAGAGUGCAGAGGACCAAUUGCCUCAUUAUUUGAUUAUCCACAAUUAAAAAUUAAUGUAAUAAACAAAAUUGCAAUACUAUCGAAUUGCAGAUAUUCCCGUUUGUUUGUGUUUACAUUUUCAUAAUUUUGUUCAUACAUGUACAUGUACCUUUGCUCUCUGUACACAAUAUUUGUGAAGAAGUUUUUCAAUAUGUACGCAAUCUUUUGUGUUCAAAGUUAACUACACAAGUAAACUUGUUACCUUGUUUAUAUGUGGUAUUUGGCAUUAAUUUUGUUUUAUUUUUUAUGAAUUAAUUGUGUGCUCAAAACCGUUUGUUUAGACAAUGUGUUCACAGCCCCAAUCGUAUUUACCACUAAUGUUUUAAUUUUUUUGUGAACUCCUUGAGCCCAGGGACCUAUUCAAACAAGCUUGUUUGUAUAGGUUCCUGUUGAGCCAUAUGGCACCAACAUGUGUUCUCUUUUCCCGUAGAUCUGACUUUCAGUUUUGUACAGACUUAUUUACAAAAUAAUUGAACAAAAUUAUUGUUACAUAAUUGUUUGUUGUUGUAAAAAUUGUGUGAAUGUUUACAAGUAUGCUUAAGGUAUUAUUCUGUUUACUCUUUAAUAACCAUCUGCUUUGUAAAAAUGCACAGAUCUGGCUUUUAACACUGUUCACUUUAAUUCUCCAAAUGUAAAGAGUGUGUUUUUCAAUAUUUAGGUAUGUAGUGACAAUAAGAAAAUGUAUGUACAUUUGUAAGUAUGUUCGUAAUAGUAAAGGGUAUACAUAUGUCAGGCUCUGAUGAAAGGGUGUUUAAUGCAUGUGUGUAAAGUGUCGUCCCAGAUUAACCUGUGCAGUCCUCACAGGCUAAUCAGGUACGACACUUUCCGUCUAAACUGGACUUUAAGAAGAGACUUUCUUUAAACGAAAAAUGUCAUUAGCAUGGAAAGUGUUGUCCCUGAUUAGCCUGUGCAAACUGCACAGGCUAAUCUGGGAGACACUUUAUGCAGAUGCAUUUAACACCCCUUUCACAGAGUGCGGCUCAUAUGGUUUAAUUUGCCUGGUAACGCUAUACCAGUCAGAUCUUGACUCAGAUAUAAAACUCUAAUGAGGUAUCUAGAUUUUCAUUUUUGCUCCAAAAAAUAAAAGUCCUCAAAAAUAUCUUAUUACAUACAUAUAGUAGAGCCAUUUAGCAGACUAUUGAAAUCUAAUCCAAUUAUUGCAAAUAUCAACCAUGACGUUUAAUAUUUGGAAAUGGUAAACAAAUGUUGAAAAAAAAUCACUAAAGCAAUGAACAAACCUGUUUUAGAUGAGGAAUAUUAAAGGGCGUUGUUAACAGGUUUUCAUAUUUUAUAGAAACUUCAUAAAAAGUUUACCAACAAAUCUUUACAAUAAGAACUUAAACUAUUAAAACAGGGAGGAACAAAGUUGAAUAAAUUAUAGUGCUUUCCCUGGAGAGUUGAACAUGGGCAUCUAUAGAUGCAAAAACAAGUGCCCUACUAUCUGCAACAUGAUGGCUUCAUUGUUUAUUCAGUUAAUAAUAACCACUAAGUACUACACAUAUUUUCCAAAUUAUCAAAGAAAAGCAUUCCAAACAUUUAAUUACUUUACCAAUUAUGGAUGAUGAUUGUUCAUUAAAGAACCAUUGUUUGUCACAUUGUCAUAGUCAGUAGUGUUAUUUAAACACAAUUUAUGCAUAAUUUUAUGAAUCCAUGACAAUUUUUUUGAAAAUCGCUAUUUUACCACACUUUGAACAAAUCCCUUGUACAUGUAUAUGGAGUGUUCUUCAAAACAUUGUAUUUCUUAUUCCACUGGUUAUGUUUUGUCCCUACUUGUUUAACGUUUUUAGCUUCAUUUAAAUAGUCAUUUCUUGCUAAUACAUUUGUGUUGACUUGUGUUAAAUUUCCAUACAAAAUCUGCUCAGGUUUUCAUAACAUUCAGUAAAAUAUUUAAGAGAAAAUUGCAAUAUCUCAACAUCUGUAUGUGCUCAUCGUGAUUAACAGUUGUUGAAUUUCAUGAUGUAAUUAAGGAAUAUGGAUCAACUUUUUCUUAAUCAUUUUAAUAUUAUAUUUGUACGAUUUAAUUUGUGGUAUAAUUGCAUAUGACAUUUAUGCAUAAUUAUUAUCAGCUUGUUUUGUCAAUUAGAUCUUAAUUAUUGUGUAAAUUGCCCUAAUUUGGAGUAGAUAUGGUUUGGAGUUCAUACAAAUUUAACCCUUUGCAUGCUUGGAAAUUUGUCGUCUGCUAAAAUGUCGUCUGUAAAUUUCUAAAAUUAGCAUUUUUUUCGAUUUUUUUCAAAGAAUACUAUCAGAAUAGCAAACAGUUUGGAUCUUGAUGAGACACCACGUUCUGUGGGGUCUCAAAUGGAUCCAAACUGUUUGCAAAGGCCUUUAAAUUCGGUUACAGCGCUGAAAGGGUUAAAUGACACGUACUAUUACAAAGACUUUCAUUUAUAUGCCUAAUAAAUGUUAAAAAUUA
This is a messenger RNA of Dreissena polymorpha, 7026 nucleotides long. RefSeq names its product large neutral amino acids transporter small subunit 2-like. The coding region runs from base 157 to 1614 and encodes 485 amino acids. The transcript has 11 exons. Gene Ontology annotation, biological process: amino acid transmembrane transport. Gene Ontology annotation, molecular function: L-amino acid transmembrane transporter activity. Gene Ontology annotation, cellular component: membrane. The record is from RefSeq and is a predicted model, not a curated record. NCBI's taxonomy places the organism in Eukaryota, Metazoa, Mollusca, Bivalvia, Myida, Dreissenidae.